This is a messenger RNA of Hansenula ciferrii, 1542 nucleotides long. RefSeq names its product clathrin-mediated endocytosis regulator UBX3 (gene UBX3). The transcript has a single exon. Gene Ontology annotation, molecular function: ubiquitin binding. The record is from RefSeq and is a predicted model, not a curated record. Gene Ontology annotation, cellular component: endoplasmic reticulum. Lineage: Eukaryota; Fungi; Ascomycota; Saccharomycetes; Phaffomycetales; Wickerhamomycetaceae. Bases 1 to 1542 code for a protein of 513 amino acids.
AUGGAUACUUUGACACGCGAAGAGGAAGAUACGGUGCAUCAAUUCAUCUCAAUAACGAAUUAUCCUGGAGAACCAUACACAGCUAUCCACUAUCUUCAAGAAACUGAUUGGGAACUAGAAAGAGCCAUCAUUCAUUAUUUUGAAAACACUCCAGAGGCAAACGAAACACUGAAUACAAACGCCAGAAGAACAACACAGCAACCAGUCAAUACGGAAGUUCCAGAGCCAGAUACCAAUAUGGAUUCAAGUACAUCAUCAUUCCCAUUAAACAUACUAGAGAGUUUGAGAAGAAGGUUAGACAAUCUCAGAUUACAAGGAUCAUAUAUACCGCUGUCUAAUGAUGAUCACGGUGCAUCAUCAAGGGGAUUUCUCUCGUUGAAUUCAAAAGAUAAAUUGGUUUAUGUUACACAAUUGGCUUUAUAUAUACCAGUGCUGGCACUGUAUAAGAUAUCAGCUAUUGUUCUAUACACCAUCACCACAGCAUUCCCAUUUGUCAAACGUAUCACUGAUAGGUAUUCACUUAAUAGACAUAGUUCAAGAUCAGAACCAAAGGGAAUAGAUCCAAGUCAUAUUGCAAGAAAUUUCAUCUCAGAUUUUAAUAAUUUUUAUCCAAAUAAUAAUAAGAUUGAUUUUUUUGAAGGUGGUUAUACGUCAGCUCUAUAUAUCGCCAAAAGAGAUGCAAGGUUCCUAUUGGUUUAUUUACAUAGUGAAGAGCAUGAUGAAAGUGAAAAAUUUAUAAAUCAAACUUUAUUAAGUGAAGAUUUCAUUAAUUUCAUUGAUCAACAUAAUAUAUUGAUUUGGGGUGGUAAUGUACGUGAAAGUGAAUCGUAUCAAGUUAGUAAUGCUUUAGGAGUUACUAAAUAUCCAUUUCUGGGACUAUUAGCCUUAAAAACCUCUACAACAGAAACUCCAGAAGGUACAACAACUUCUGCACCAACUUUGAAUGUUGUUGCUAAAGUUCAAGGUUUUGUACCAACAGAUAAAUUAGUUGAUAAAUUAUCAAGUCAAAUUGAAAGAUUGGAACCAACACUUGUAACAAUCAGAGCUGAAAGGCAACAAGAGGAAUUGGCUCGUGUCAUAAGAGAACAACAAGAUCAAGCUUAUCAAACAUCAUUACAAAGAGAUCGUCAAAAACAAGAAGAAAAAAGACAAAAACGGUUAUUAGCCCAAAAUAAGGAACAAUGGUUGAAAUGGAGAUUAUCAACUUUGAAACCAGAAGUUGAAUCAUCUAAGAAAAACGAAUAUGCAAGAAUAGCAAUUAGAUUAUCAAAUGGUGAAAGGUUAAUGAGAAGAUUUGAUAAAAAUUUACCAAUUGAAGAAAUUUAUGCAUAUGUUGAGUUGAAAGAAAAAGGUUUAUUAGAUGGAUUAAUUAGUGGUGGCACCAAUAUAUCAAAGCCUGAAGGAUUUGUAUAUAAGUUUGAUUUCAAUUUAAUUUCACCAAUGCCUAGAGCUGAACUGUCACCAUCGUUGGAUGUUUUAAUUAAAGAUGAACCAGUAGUAUGGCCAAAUGGUAAUUUGAUAGUGGAGUAUAAUGAAUCAUAA